Procambarus clarkii (red swamp crayfish) is the source of this 2055-nucleotide messenger RNA. Its product is annotated as TBCC domain-containing protein 1. Gene Ontology annotation, biological process: maintenance of centrosome location; maintenance of Golgi location. Gene Ontology annotation, cellular component: spindle pole centrosome. The record is from RefSeq and is a predicted model, not a curated record. Lineage: Eukaryota; Metazoa; Arthropoda; Malacostraca; Decapoda; Cambaridae.
UAUUAGAGGGCUGUUGUUUGUGUGUGAAGCUCCCGCUCGCCCAGCUUGAACCAGCACCAAGACAGCUUCACCCGCAGCUGUGUGUGGCCCAGCUUGAUGAAGCUGGAGGUGUGCUGGUGUCCCCAGGAGCAGCAGCACCUGCCACCACCACACACUAAAUCAUCGAGGGUGGAGGAUGGCGGAGGUUCAGCUGUGGGUGCGGCCGGAGGUGAUGGAGCUCGGGGUGCUGCCCAUACUUACCCCGGAUAAAGUUUCUAUCGAGAUGCUGUCACGGCUGCUGCAAUAUUCACACGAUCUGGGAGAACGUGGCUAUCCUCAAAUGAAGUACGAAACCUGGAAGCACAUUGCUGUAAAAAAGAUGGGUCUAAGUGUUGAAUGCAGUAUGGUUGUAUUUUUUUCUUGUCUUCUGUUCUCCAAACUUCGUCCUGGUCGUGACCGGGAGCUGGAGGCUUCCCUUGCAUCUGCUGCUUCACAAAAAGAGAGAGAUGAGGUUAUGGGUUGUGUGGAGGUUUGGACAAUGGAGUUGAUAAUUCUGUUGUAUCUUCACCGAGUCACCAGCGCUCAUCCUCGGGCCGUUGCCAGACAAACCUCUCUCCAGACUCUCACCACUGACCCAUGGCCAAAUAACAAUAUUUCUAGUGCUUCAGCCAGGAAACAGCUACUGGAGGAGAAACAUUCUGAAUUUGUACGAGAAGCUUUGCCAGAACUUCUAAGUUUAUUAGCAGGUCAUCUCCAGGUUGAAGACACAGAGAAAAAAAAAAAGACAAAUGACAAACGCACACCGCGGGAACUCCUGGGCUUUAUGAAGUCUGCAGGUGUUCUGUCUGUAGACGUUGUUAGAUCUCUCAGCUUUAUAAUUGGUACAUCAAUACAAGGAGAAAAAGGUGAGCACGACCUCCUGUCAUUGGCAAUGGACACCAAUAAUUGUUACAGAUCUGGUUAUCUAAGUAAGAAGAAUUCUUUCCAAAAAGGUUUAUUUGAGCAGUGGUUGUUAAGAGGACUAGACUGGGCUCCUCAUGGAGAGUGGCUGUGUGUGCGUCGCGGCAGUAGGCAGUCUUGGCCUGUGGUGUCUCUAGCAUCACAGACACACCAUCGCUUUGUGGCAUCCUCAUCUCCUGGUCAUAAACUCAUGUACAUAUGUGAGCUAGUAGAUGGCCUGACGGCACACAUGGGAGAUGAGGCUCCUCCCUGUGACCUUAAAAUACGACGCUGCUCCAAAUCCAAUAUCUACAUUCUACAGCCAGUCAGAAAUGCUGUAAUCCACAAGUGCCACGAUACUCGAAUAGUGCUAGGCCCAGUGUCGGGGCGAAUACGUUUAAGUGAAUGUCGGAAUACUACGGUAGUGUGUGCGGCGCGGUCCGUCGUGAUAGCAGAUUGUCGAGGAUUGAUCAUUCACACACUGACACCCCAGAGACCUAUAUUAGUGGGAGGUCGUACACAAGGUGUCACACUGGCACCGCUCAAUAUUCACUACCCUCGCCUCAAACACCACAUGGCUAAAGCACAACUUCAGUCUCAUAUUAAUAUGUGGAACAGACCAUUACAUUUAGAUUUGUUGACAGGCAGUGAAGGAGUUCUGGGUGGUGCGUGUGAGGUGAUGAACCCAGAGGACUUCCAGCUGCUUGUAAUUCCCUUCACUCAAACUCCUCCAAUAGAUGGCCGACCACCUCUCUUGCCUCCAGGGCUUCCUCAUGAAUUUGCAAAGAGUGUGGAGGAAGCAGGGAAGUGUGUGUCCAGUUUCCGAGCUGAAGUACGAGAUGCUGAACUGUCUCCCGAACAGCGGGCAAUUUUGCAGAAAGCUGUUGAUGCGAAGUUUAAGGCAUGGCUCCGAGAUACAGGUAAGCAACGUGAACUAGACCAGCUGGAGAAGUUAGCACUUACAUUAAAGUACGAGAGAGUGGCCAAAACUACAGCAAUUUAAAUGGGAGUCAGGUGGCACAUAUCUUCCAUAAAGCUCUCUGUUUGCAGCUAUUUGUGGCUUUACUAAAAUAAGUCACAAGAGUUUACCCACUAAUUUUAUCUUACAAAAUAUUACUAAUAAAUGAAAUACCUGCA